Molecule: messenger RNA, 1546 nt
Organism: Rhododendron vialii
Lineage: Eukaryota; Viridiplantae; Streptophyta; Magnoliopsida; Ericales; Ericaceae
Product: GATA transcription factor 5-like
Exons: 3
Coding region: 139-1251 (370 amino acids)
Biological process (GO): regulation of DNA-templated transcription
Molecular function (GO): sequence-specific DNA binding; zinc ion binding
Source: RefSeq, a predicted model, not a curated record
AUAAAGAGAGAGAGAGAGAGAGAGAGAGAGAGAGGAGAAGGAGAGAGAGAGAAACAAGAAGAAACGGGCGCUUUUUAGACAGAAUUUGGGCACAGGAUCUCUUAAAGCCUCUCUCUCUCUCUCUCUCUCUACAAUUCAAUGCUUUACCAAACUCACCAUCCAUUUUUGUUCCCACUCAACCCUUUUACCACCCCUAUCCUCUCUCUUUCAACCACUACCACUCCCACUCCCCCUCCUCUUCCUCCUCCUACUCAGGAAAUGGACUGCGUUGAAGGUGCGUUGAAAACCAGUUUCGGGCAGGACCCGUCGAAAAAGACCCCAAACCAGCCGUUUUCCGACGACCCGUGGACGGUUAACGGUCAAAGCGGCGUCUCCGGCGACGACUUUUUCGUUGACGACCUCCUCGACUUCUCCGAAGGAGGUAUCGAAGAUGGGUUCUGCGAAAUACUAGUAAAGGAAGAAAAUGGAGAUGGGUUUUGUGGAGUAGUGAAAGAAGAAGAAAAUAAGGAGGAAACAGAGGAGGAAAACAAGAAAGACUCUCCCCCUAGCAGAAGUACUAAUAAUUUCUCAGUAAUUGAUGAUUUCCCUUCAGUACCCUGUACCGAACUCAGCGUACCUGCGGAUGAUUUGGCGGACCUAGAAUGGCUGUCGAACUUCGUGGACGACUCCUUCCCGAAUUACUCUCUCCAAUACCCCGCCGGAAAAUUGCCGGAGAAGCCCGUUCCCGUUUCCCGCCGGUCCGAGCCGGCGGAGACUCCGGUGCAAACGAAGCCGUGUUUCAGGACUCCGGUUCAGACCAAGGCGAGGAGCAAGCGGUCGAGAACCGGGUUCCGGGUUUGGUCGCUGGACUCGAUUUCCCUGACGGAUUCUUCCUCCACUUCCUCUUCCUCAUCGUCCACAACUCAGACGGCCGACUCGGUCUUAUGUCCGCCGCUUCAGCCGGCGAAGAAGCAGAGGAGGAGAAAGCUGGCUGCCGCCGCCGCCGGAGGCGGGACCCAGCAGCCGCGGCGGUGCAGCCAUUGUCUCGUCCAGAAGACCCCGCAGUGGCGGGCCGGUCCGUUGGGUGCCAAAACGCUCUGCAAUGCGUGCGGGGUCCGGUUCAAGUCGGGCAGGUUGCUGCCCGAGUACCGGCCCGCUUGUAGCCCGACGUUCUUGAGUGACGUGCACUCGAAUAACCACCGGAAAGUGCUGGAGAUGCGGCGGAAGAAGGAGGGGGAAGCCGGCAUGGCUCCGCCGGUCCAGAGUUUUUGAAGGAUGGCGUUUAGUUUUUAGAUAGGGGUUUAGGAUGAAAACCGGAGAUGUUGAAGUUGAACCCGGUUCAGAGAUGGUCUAUUUAGGUAGGGUUUGAAUGUACAUUACUGUCUUGGUUGGUGUGCGUUAGGCUUUCUUGGCAUGGAGUAACUGAUGAUUUAGGGCAUGGAGUGUAGACUUUUAAUGUUCUUAGCUUUUAUUUAAUUUUCUAUUAUAUUUUCCUCUUUAUUUUGGGAAAAUAUUUAAGUAUAUGUGGAAGAGGCCGUUGGAAAGCAAAAAAAUUAUGAAUUCAACA